Apis laboriosa (Himalayan honeybee) is the source of this 6728-nucleotide messenger RNA. Its product is annotated as thyrotroph embryonic factor-like. Lineage: Eukaryota; Metazoa; Arthropoda; Insecta; Hymenoptera; Apidae. Gene Ontology annotation, biological process: regulation of transcription by RNA polymerase II. The coding region runs from base 1188 to 2192 and encodes 334 amino acids. Gene Ontology annotation, molecular function: DNA-binding transcription factor activity, RNA polymerase II-specific; RNA polymerase II cis-regulatory region sequence-specific DNA binding. The transcript is spliced from 6 exons. The record is from RefSeq and is a predicted model, not a curated record. Gene Ontology annotation, cellular component: nucleus.
GACGACGUCGAGGCGCGUGAUCGUCUCUCCCCCACCGUUAGGAAACGCGGCCAGGGAACCAAUCGGAGCCGCGCUUCCGGCUACGGUGACGGCCCAAUGGGCGAACACCGGCCACGGAUAGACGCUGACGAUCGCUGAUUUUGACAGUCGACACACGACUACGAUAGUAGUACACCGUAGUGCCGCCUUGUCGCUCGCUGCCUUCCAUUCUUCUCCCGGCCGCCUGGAUCGGAGAGGAAACGCAACUUUCGACGAAUCGGUUCGAAUCGGUUCGAAAAAGCUCCGCGUUUUUUUUCUUUUUUUCCCUUUUUUUUUAGAAACUCGGUCCGUCCGCCCGUCCGUCCGUCCGUCUGUGAAAAAUUCAUGUUUCUUUCGGGACUCGCACGCGCACGAACGGAGGAGGAGGACAGGAGGAUUUUUAAUCCCGGUGUGGUUCGAUAGGCUCGAUCAUCGAUUUCUUCGUAUUCACCGUUGCACUCGUGCAUUCGAUUAAUCGCUGGUGGACGGUUUAAGUUUUGUCAAAGGGGGAGAGAGAGAGGAAGAAGGAAGAGGGUGGCACGAAUCACCGAGACCCGGUCACGUGGCCGCCGAUGAUUGUUUACAGGGAUUGACGGUGAUCUCGAUGAAGGCAAUCCCGGAGAAGAGGGAUUCGUUCGUUUGUCGAUCGAUUAUAUAUUCCGGAACUAGUGGUCGAGAACGAGUCGUUCGCCGAUCUUCGAAUAUAAAAGGAUCUUCCUAAAAAGUUAAGCUGGAGGAGGAUAAUCAAUCCGGCUCAUCCUCUGUCCGAUUCUCUCCCUCUCUUCCCGGAUUCUCUGUGACAAGUGACGAAAGACUAAAUUAAAAUUAAAAUUAAACUUACGAGCUCAGAUGCGGAGACAGGUCGAGACAGUGAUCGAGGAGCCUCGGUAGCGCGCCUCCUUUCUUUAUCUCCUUGUCAGUCAGACCGAAAACAGUGUUGUUACGAUCGAAAAUCGAGCUCGUUAAACCUGGACCCACGUCGUAUAACUUGAAAAACUCGUCGAGAGUAAAAAUUGAAAGGUGUCUCCGGGGAGGAAAUUUCGCCGAAAGGAUUUUCGCGGGAAAGGAUUUUCGAGGAGCGAGUGAGUGAAAAGUAGCGAUCCCUGGAACUGGUGGAAGAGGGGAAGGGAAGAGGUGUACUUAAAUGCUCGCGUGAAACCGGAAACCGGAUGAGCUGCGCUAUGGAGUACCAGCAAUUGGCGCCACCGCCGGUACCGGGCGUGCUGCACCAAGCGCAUCAUCAACAGCAUCAACAGCAGCCGGUGCAACCGCCCCAUCCUCACAUCGUGGUCGCGCCUGCGCACCAGCAACAACCCCAACAACCACCGCCACCACCGUUACCGCCCACCUCGCACGGCCAUCAGGUGCACGCGCCACUUCCGCCCAUCCACGAGGACAGCACCAGCUCGCGUUGGAGCCAAUACCAGCAUCUCUGGAGGCAGCACCACGUCUACGUCAAUGGAAAACAAGGCAAAGAUGGACCGGAAGAGAAAAAGGACGCUGAUGGAGAAUUAUGGGGCAACGUGGAAGCGCAGGCCGCCUUCCUCGGCCCAAAUCUAUGGGACAAAACUUUGCCCUAUGAUGCCGACCUGAAGGUAUUGAACCAUUACGUCGAUCUCGACGAGUUUCUCUCCGAGAACGGUAUUCCCGUGGAUGGAGUGGCCGGCGGCGGACAAGGGACGAUGCAGAGCGGACAACUGCACAAAAUGAACAACACCGAAACACCAGGACACCAAGGUCCAGCCGGCCUCCACUUAGAGCCGGUCACCAAACGCGAGAGAUCACCCUCGCCGAGCGAGUGUUGCUCACCCGACACUAUGAACCCUCCCUCGCCCGCGGAUUCCACGCUCUCGAUGGCCUCAUCGGGGCGAGACUUCGAUCCACGCACCCGGGCCUUCUCCGACGAGGAGCUGAAACCCCAACCGAUGAUCAAGAAAUCACGGAAGCAGUUCGUUCCGGAUGACCUGAAGGAUGACAAAUACUGGGCGCGUCGUAGGAAGAAUAACAUGGCAGCGAAACGAUCACGGGAUGCACGUCGCAUGAAGGAGAACCAGAUCGCUCUCAGGGCCGGCUUCCUCGAGAAAGAAAAUAUGGGUCUACGACAGGAACUGGACCGGUUAAAGAACGAGAACAUGCUGCUGCGUGACAAGCUGAGCAAAUACACGGACGUCUAACAGUGCGCCGGGCAAGCAACAGCUCGUCGUGGUAUUAAAAAAGAUGCAAACACGAGCGUUUGUUGUGCCAGCUCCUCCCACACACUAUAGUCGCAGCACUUAGGUUUUUCGCCAGUUCGGAUGAAAGAAGAGUUAAAAAGAAAAAAAAAAAAAAGAAAAAAAACGAAAAAAAAGAAGAAGAAGAAGAAGAAGAAGAAAAGAAAGGAGCGCGCCGAAUCGCAAGACCAUCCUCGACGAAUUCGAAAAAACUUACCCCUCCUCCCUUUUUCCCUAGACAAUCCCUAGACGAUGAUAUUCCUUCGACGAAACUUCUGCUAUUCACACCACAUCUUUUUGCUCUUCUUUUCUUCUCCCUUCAUACGCUCACAUACACAGACACACGUAUAUUUCUUUUAAUCCGUACCCUCUUCUCGGUUCCCCUUUUUCCCCCCAGUGCUCCUUUCUCCCUUCGAAAUUCACCUUAUCCCUCAAAAAAAAAAAAUGUACAUAGUUAUAUGUAUAGUUAGAUUAUAUAUAUAUAUGUAUACAUGCGCGCGCGCGCGUACAUACACGGCCGUGUGUAUGUCUGUGUCUGUAAAAGUAUGACUCUGUGCGCGCGUGUACCACGCGCGACCGCAUGCACACGUGUAUGUAUUUAUAUAUACGCGUAUUAUUACAUACCAAGAGGUGUAUAGUCGGGUAUAUUAACUUCGCUGCAACGCAUUAUCAAGCAUUAUAUGUAUACACAUAUAUACAAGAAACGCGUUACGUAUAUAUCUAUAUACAUAAAAAAAAAAAAAAGGAGACAUACGCAUACACGUAUACACGCGGAGCAGCAGACCGUGAAUUAGUUUAGUGUGCGUGCCAGAUGAAUAAUGUAUAAACAACAUGUGUACAGGUAUUCACCACGAGACACUUGGAAACUUUUCCUUUUACGCGAAGCAUGUUAAUCAGUCAAGUGAACGCUUUCAAUCGAACGUAUCGUAAGGAGAUUUAAUGAUGAAAUGGACUCUCUGAUGCCUCUCGAAGGGAUGACAAAUUGUUAAUUUGUCGAAAGGAAUUAGGUUAAUUUGUUAACUAGAGACAUUUGAAUUAUCAAUGUUUUGAAUGUAAUAGUAAUAUGUAUAAUAUCUCUUCUUUACCUUUUAACGAAUCGUUAUAUUUUUAUUAAAAAACGCGUUAUAUUAUUUAUAUUAUUCAUAAAGAACCCACCUGAAGUUAGUUCUAAGAGAUUUUCUUUUAAGCGAAUGAGGUAACAAGUUUCCCCUUGAAUAUUUUCCGGUGGAAAAUAUUGAAGGAAAAGCGAUUAUAUAUGGUAUUAUAUCCGUAAAAAGUGUCUCAACUGUACCAAAAACAUCUGGCAUCUACGCGAUAACUGCCUCAUAAACUGAGCUGGAGCUAAUUAGGAUAAUACAUAAGUGAAAGAAAUGUACGAAGCACAGACAGGCGCGCGUAUGAAUGAUCAAUAGUUGGAAAAAAAAAAAAAAAAUGGUCGCAAACGGUCCUUACGCGGCUAUUUAAAUCACGCGCUGACUCUCGAGCUUCUGUUUGGUUCUUGUACAAUGCGGCCCUCAGGAUCUGAUUGCGGAUAAAUUCUUGAUUCAACGUUUUUCUCGUUAAUUUGACAUUUUUUUUUUUUUUUUCUUGAACAGCGCUAAAAAUUUUAAGAUUUUUCUCAACGACGUCUGAUCAAGUACAAUAACUAGCAUUAUUGUACCUCGACAUGGUCUUGAAACAUGUCAUGAGUUGAAGAUUGUCCAGUGAAUAUCGAUUGUAACAUUUUUCUAAUUUUAAUAUCGGAGAAUUAAGAGAAGAGCGGGAAAGGAAAGAAUUAUCCGUAAUCGGUAAUUUGUUAAGAAAAAGAAGAAUGAGGAAGAAAAAAGGAUAAAUUAAGAACGAAAGAUAUUUGGGAGAACGACGCUUUUCUGCGCACGGACUAGGUCCUAGUUCUCUAAGAAACGUUAAUUACUGUAGCGUAUCCCACAAGUGGUGAUGGUACACACACAAGUGAUUCUAGUUGUUUUUAUCGUAAGGUAGAGAUCAAGUGCUUCUUUUUUUUUCAUACAUAACGUUUUAAUCUCUCUCUUCUCUCUGUAGCGUUUCGUUUUUUCGGCGCUCGAUUGUAUGCCAGUUGAUAAAUCGCUCGAAGGGCUACACGAUGUCUCGAGUACGGGGAAAGCGUCGCGACGCAUCUUUUAUUAUCGUUUUAUCGUGUUUCGACAACGGUUGAUGGCUCGUCGAACAAUGGAUUUUCAUUAUCUUUUUGUUUCUUUCUUUUUUUUAUGUUUCUUGUUACUUGUAAAUAUUUUUAAUAUCUAUGACUAUUAAUUUUUUAUUAAUUACUAUUAGUUUUUUCUUAUUGCAAGAUACAAUUGCAUAAAUCAAAAUUCUAAAAAAUUAUAAUAUAAUAAUCAUAAUCAUUUUUUAAAAUAUUAAAAAUACUUUUUUUAUUGCUAAAAAAAAAAGAAAUCGAAAUUACAAGUUCCAUUGUUAAUGACGCCACGACAAGGGUUACUUACGUAAAUGAUCAUUGAAGUAAAUUAUGCAUUAAGAGGGCUCCCCUUACAGGACAAGAACAAAUAAUGUAUAUCUCUGUUCGUAGUUGCUUCCUCUUGUCUGACAAAGAAAAAAAAAGAGAAAUUCUGAAUAAAAAAGUUAAUCAUGAGCAAAGCCCACUCAUGCGCCUUUCAUGGAUAAUACAUAUGCGACUAAUAUUUUAUGUACUGUUGGUGCGCUAAAUAAUAAGCGAUUCUGCUCGUUGCAACGCUCAGUGACAAUAAUCAAGUAUAAUUAUUAUAUACACAUGUUUUUUAGCACUUUUUGCGAUGUGAAAUCGGCAUUAAAAGUAUAUUCCCGGUAAAACUUUUUAUAUUGCGCCUAUUAUUCAUUUAUAUUGUUGAUUUAUUAUUUUAUUAUUUUUUAAUUGGUUUUUUUUUAACCCGUGACAACACGAAUUCUUGAAGAGCUUAUAAUAUAUAUAUAAUAUAUAUAUAUAUAUAUGAUACAUUAUUAUCAUACAUACGUAUAUAUUUGUAGACAUAUAAAAAAAAAAAAAUUAAUUUUAUAGAAAGCUUUGUUAAUGACAGAUUCGCUUUUAAACCGCCAGUUUUUUUAUACAGCAAUUGUGUUUUAGUUAAAAUAUAUACAUUCUGUACAUUUGUUUCUUUACUUUUGUAACCAUGCGUUGAAACUUUAUAGAAUCAACCGUGCUUUACAAUUGUAAAUUUUAGUUGGAUACAAAAUCUAUGUAUGAUUAAUCGUGUCGACAUUAUAAAAAUUGUUUUAUGCCUUGUUAUCAUAUUAUAUAUAUAUAUAUAUAUAUAUAUUUUUUUUUUCUUUUUUUCGCCGAGAUUUUAUGCACGUUGUAUAAUAUGAAAUUUUUGUGUAGUGUAUACGCGGGUAAAUCUCGUACUGCAAAAAGAAAUUGCACGUAAAUUGCUUCUUCAACUUAGACUCAUAAUUCGAUCAUAGUAAAAGACGACUAGAGAAUUUGUUUAAACAUAUACAUUUUAACUUAACUGCGAAAAAAAAUUAAAAACAAAAGUAAAAAAAAAAAAAUGAUUCGUAAAUAUUGCAAACGCAAUGCAUUAUAAACUCCAUGCAUAAAAAAAAAAUAUGAUAAAAUUAGAUAUGAUAUGGAUUAACGAAACAAUACAAUGCAUGGUGCAUUUUCGCAUUCAUUGUUCAAUCAUACAUGAAAUAUGUCGCUUUUGGCAUGCAGCCUAAUUAACUAAAACAUAAACAAAACUCAUUAGAUUAUAAUAGAUACAUCGAAGGCUAUUUAAUAUUGUGAAUAAUGGGCAGAAAUUCGAUUUACACGCGCGAACAAAAAAAUCUUUUGUAAUCUUUUCAUAAUCGCGAUUGAUAUUAUCUAGAGAAAUUGCCAACAAAGCCAAGCAUUUUUUCUUUUCCUAUUAUUAUAAUUUUUGCGUUGACAGUCGUCCGAUGAUGUAAAAAGAAAGCAAGGAAAUCGAGAAAGAAACAGACAUACUGUUUCUCGAAGAUUGAUAUUUGUAUAAGUACCUUCUAGUACAAGUUGCUAUUAAUUAAACUACGUCGUAGCUUUCUAAGGCCGGUCUUGGAUCUCGGCACAAUUUUCAAACAAUGACAAAACGAGGAAGCGCAAUAGUGUUUGUUGGUUAUCUAAACAAAAAUAAAAAAAAAAUCAGAUGCACGUGCACAAUCAUGUGCGCGGUAUACUGCAGUCCAAGGAUAGUUUAUAAAAUAAAAAGAAAAAAAAAUAAAGAGAAAAAAAUGUCGUAAAGGAGAAAUCGUAGAAAAAAAUUAGAGAACACGGUAGACACAACUGACAGCUUUGCUCCAAUUAGAAUUUAACGACAAUGACAAAAUGAAAAAAAAAAAAAAAUGAAAAAUUAAAAAAAAGCAACACAAUGGAAAAAGUUUAAGUGACGUUAUCGCGUCCAUUUAAUGACCAUCCGAUCCAUUUGAAACGAAAAUAUGAAAAAAACAGUACACGCGAGAAUUAAAAUACGACCACCAACAUCAAAGUGUAUCACAUUUCGAGAAAUAUAUGUAUUUGUUAUUGUUUUCAUUGAA